GUUCAACGCACCGUGAUUCGGUUCACCAUGGGUCUAUUAGGAAUUGUGUUGCUGUCCAAAUUGCUCUCACAAUUUCCCGCGGACCGAAUGCUCACGAAAGAAUUUCAGAAUGACUGGAGUAUUCUGUCUCGGUUCAUGUUUAUGGCUGUCUUCUCACAAAUCACAUUGUUCCGAUACGUGGCCAUCUGGUUGAUUGGAGAAGGCGCUUGCGUAAUGUUGGGCUUGGGAUGCACGGGUUUUGUUCAUGUUCGUCCAAUCGAUCAAAGAAAUGUUGCACAACGCUGGUCCAAGGGUCACGAGCCAGUCGAUAUGCGAACCAAAUCCGCUCUGGAUAGACGUGACUCUGCGAUCGAUUGGACUCAAGCGUCCGGGGAUCUGAAGGCAUUGACGGGAGAAUAUGAUCCGACCAAGGUGGAGAUUUACGAGGCAGAUCACACAGCUUGUGCAAACAUAUCGCUUGCCAACCUCUUACUUGCCACCAAUACAGACAACUUGGUAGCUGGAUUCAAUAUCAACACAAACAAAUGGAUGUUGGAGUAUGUCUAUAAACGACUGCGAUUUCUCGGGAACAAGUAUUUGUCGCAGUUCAUCACAUUAUUUUUUCUCGCACUUUGGCACGGGACAUACAGUGGCUACUAUAUCAAUUUCGGACUAGAAUUUAUCACAAUCGCUGCGGAAAAAGAUUUCCUUCGGAUUGUCAAACGCUCUAUCUACGGGCCGUUUUUGUACACGACUACACUGGGUUUUUGUCUUACCUCGGUGUUAGGCAAAUUACACAUUGUGUUCCUCUUGACAACACCGUUGGUAGCGUUCUAUCUACUCCAAUUCCGAUUAUGGUAUCCGUCGGCUGGCCUAGGCACCGCACUUAUUUUUGCCAGUCCAUACGGAUUUGUGUGCCUGACAGCAACGGGAUUGGGUCAAUAG
Messenger RNA from Echinostoma caproni, 924 nucleotides. The record is from the annotation of a GenBank genome assembly. Lineage: Eukaryota; Metazoa; Platyhelminthes; Trematoda; Plagiorchiida; Echinostomatidae.